Molecule: messenger RNA, 1567 nt
Organism: Perca flavescens (yellow perch)
Lineage: Eukaryota; Metazoa; Chordata; Actinopteri; Perciformes; Percidae
Product: intelectin
Exons: 8
Coding region: 234-1280 (348 amino acids)
Molecular function (GO): oligosaccharide binding
Source: RefSeq, a predicted model, not a curated record
GAGGCCGGAAACCUAAAGCAGGAGAGCCCACUGAAACUGGACGUCUCCUGUGCCACGAAUACCAGGGGAAGCGAGGACAGCGGGAACACAACGGUAACUGUGUUUUAUCACAGAGCGACUUCGUCGGAGCACGUCACGGACACUCAGGAAAGCAACGACAAAGACAGACUGACGCAGAUACCAAUAUAAGUGACACCAUUUGCAAAGGACCAGGAAAAAUAUGCAAAGAAGCAAUGUUACACCACACAGUUUCGCUUUUAAUGGUUUUGGUGUCAGUGGAUCAUGUAUCCUUUGCUAAGCGUUCAUCCCUUUCCCUUUUUGAAGCUGAUUAUUCUUCAAUAACAGUAAAUGAGAAUCACACCGUCACAGAAGCCAUAAAGGAUGUUAAGAGGACUCAAGCCCUCACCAUGACAAACUUUGAUCAUUUGGACAAAUUAAGGAAGAGGUCCGCAUAUGUUGCAAGGAGCUGUAAAGAGAUCAAGGACAGAUAUAAUGAACAAGAAGAUGGGUUGUACUACCUGACCACUGCUAAUGGCAUGGUCUAUCAGACCUUCUGUGAUAUGACCACUGCGGGAGGCGGCUGGACGCUGGUGGCGAGCGUCCAUGAGAACAGUGUUUACGGAAGGUGCACAGUGGGCGAUCGCUGGUCCAGCCAGCAGGGCAACAAUGCUGAACUUCCAGAUGGAGACGGUAACUGGUCCAACAGAAACACCUUUGGAGCAGCAGAGGGCGCCACCUCGGAUGAUUUUAAGAAUCCAGGUUACUAUGAUAUAGUGGCAGAGGACAUGUCUGUGUGGCACGUUCCCAACAACUUUCAACUGGAGCACUGGAAGCUGUCAGCCAUCCUCCGCUACCACACUGACAACCGCUUCCUCCGCCUGUAUGGAAGGAACCUCUUUCAGCUCUUCAAGCAAUAUCCAGUGAGAUACAACGUUGGCUCCUGCAGCAACAGAGGGCCAGCUAUUCCCAUUGUGUACGACCACGGAGACAGAGAGUCGACCAGAAUGUUAUAUGGACCCAAUCCUAGAGGGGAGUUUGAAGCAGGUUUCAUCACAUUUAGAGCAAUAAACAAUGAACGUGCAGCCAUGGCUAUCUGCUCCGGGGUCAAGCCGAUCACUGGAUGCAACACUGAACACUACUGUAUAGGAGGAGGUGGAUAUUUCCACCCUGACCAGUGUGGGGACUUCCCAUCAUUUGACUGGGACAGACUGGGAAGGGAGCAAGGCUGGAGUGCUUCCAAAGAGAUGACUGAGUCUGCUGUUUUACUGUUCUACCGCUAAGAGGGUUAUUUGUAGCCUACAUGUAGUUUAUGAUGUAUUAAACAUUUGAGUAUUAUGACAUGUCAGUCUAGUCAACCAUCACAGUUGUAGCCAAAUAGAUUUCAGUUCAGGUAAAGUCAGGUUAAUUUGUAAAGCUCCUAAUCACAUUGUAUCUAAAUUUACAUGGCAGGAACCUUGGGUUUCUGCUUGUGUUGUUGUUCAUAAAGAAGAUCUAAUAUCACAGUAAACAGUCUUUUGUAAUUAAGUCAUACACCAGCAGAUGGCGGUAUUAAACUGCAUAUUAAAAU